AUGGCUGAAAGUACAUCAAGUUUCAGAGGACCCUGGUUCUUAAGGCUAAUAAAUGUAGCAGACGAACUUAUUCUGUCCAUUCCAGAUGAUGUUGCGUGCAAACUAUGGGGUGUUGAUAAAGGCCCUACAAAUGUUAUGAUACACACUGUAGAUGGCCGAUUAUUUAAUGUUUCUUUAAGCGCUGAUAACAAAAUGUUUAAAGUUGCCAUUGAAACGUCUGACGGUAAAGUUGGUUUUACCGUUGGUAUUGACAUGAUUGUUAGUCUGUUACAGUUGAAGGCUGGUUGUAUUUUGUUAUUUACAAAAGGUUUUGGUAAUUUUUUCCAUUUAAAAAUUUUUGGAAAAAAUGGUGUUGAAAUGAAUUUUCCUGAUGUAGAUGUCGAUGAGGCUGAAGUUGCACCUAUCGAUGCUGAAAAUGAAGUUGAUGAACAAAUACAUGGUUGUGUUCGUCAUUUUACUCGUAUGGCCGGUGAACGUUAUUUUAGGAGUCCUGAUCCUGUUUCACGGAUGGCUAGACUUGAUGAAGGUUUAAAAGAUAUCACCGUUAGGCUUAUGCAUCUGGAUCCACCAAAGCAAUUUACCAACGGUACAAGACGUGAAAAAAAAAGAGACGGAGGUUGGCGAUACGCGUUAACCAGUUGGAAGAAGUUCAUGAAAGCUGCUAGAAUUAAGUCCAUUCAUUUAUUUGAUUUCUUCUUAGCUAUAAUGAAAAACGAAGGUCAGAUCACCUUGCUGAACGAUAUCGAUGCUCUUAGCACAAACUACACUAUCAAGGUUAAAAUUGUUAGUUUGUGGAGGAAGAAGAUGAGAGAUAAUGAAAGAGAGACAUAUCGUAUAGAUAUGAUACUGAUGGAUGAAAAGGGUACCAAGAUUCAAGCUUCUUGCUUGCAUAAGCUAUUUUCAAAGUUUGAGAGACAUCUUAAUGUUGAUGAAUGCCUUAUCAUUAAACGGUCAUCUCUUGCUGCGAACACUGCAUCUUUCAAGAUUGUUCCUAACAAUCAGAAGCUAUCUUUUUAUUAUCAUACGUUUGUGGAAAAGUGCAAUAUAUGGGAAGAUUUCAUUGGUUAUGUUGGUGUUUGUUAUAACAUCGAGGAGACUAACAAAAAGGAUGGUAGUAAAGGGAAACGCCUUAAUCUUAAGCUUCAAGAUCUUGAAGAUGUUCAGAUCGAUUUAACUCUUUGGGAUGAUUACGCUAAGGACAUGUAUUCUUACAUGGUUAGUGAAAAUCGUGAAGCACAUGUUGUCGUUGUUGUCCAUUUUGGUGCAGUUAAGACAUACAAAGGCAAAUGGGGAUUUUCUAAUAACUUUGAUGGUUCACGACUUUUCAUUAACGACAAUUUUGAUGACAUGUUAUCGUUCAAGCAAAAGUUUCUUGCAAAACUUGCUGCUUCAACUGAGUCAAGUAGCCAUGCUGGGUCAUAUAUGAUGUGUUCUCCAAAGAAAGUUGUUGUUGUUGGAACUAUUGUAGCAAUCGUUUCAGAUAAGAUGUGGUAUUAUGAUGGGUGUAACUAUUGCAAGUCCAAAGUUGAGCAAAAGUUUGAAACCUAUGAUAAGGAUGAUGGAACAAGUGAUGUUAGAGAUGAGAAGUUGUAUCAAUGUUCUAACAAGGAUUGUAAUGGAAAAGAAGUUUUCCCGCUGUCCAGGUUUAAAAUACCGGUUCGCGUUCAAGAUUCAACCGGUACUGUGACGCUUACAUUAUUUGACCAUGAGGCGUUGAAGUUUGUUGGGAAAACUGCAAAGGAACUUAUACAAAUUCAGGACGAGUUAUUGAAGACAAAUGAUUUUCCAAGAGAAUAUCUGGUUGAAUUUGAAUCGUUGGUUAACCUAAAGUGUGCUUUCGUGAUUAAAGUAAUUGACUUUAAUAUUGUCAAUGCUGUUGAGAAUUAUGGAAUAUCAGUUGUUACGACUGAUGAUGACAUCUUGGAUAAGCUCAACAAAAAAUUUAAAAUUGACCAACUUGAUGUUUCUGAUUCUUUUGGUAUGAGUCAGUCUGAGUUCCAAACUUCUGGUGGUGAAUGUUUGAAGGAUGCUGAUUCUUACACUGAGGAUAACACCACACCUGUUUCAAAGGAUUAUGUGGGUGACUUGAAACAAUCAUCUUCUGAUUUGAAGCAUAACCUUGAUGAUGUUUAUUUGAAUGAAGUGGGAUUGGCGUCGUCAGCAAAUACUUCACAGACUUUUGAAACAUCAUCAUGGUUAUCUGAAUUUGCAUUCUUAGCUUCCUUCUACGGUGGAAUAAGUUUUUUUCAUCAUUCUUUACAUUUCCAGUUUGAACAACUUACGUCGUAUUCUUCUGAACGUCCACAUAUUGGCCUUGAUAAUAAAUCUGAGCAAGCUAAAUGUACACGCUCGUUAAGAAAACUAUAUCUUGAUAAUAAGAAAUCAAGUGCAGAUGCAUUUCCGGAUUAUUUUGUUAGAGUUGUAGAGGCUAAACACAGGCGCAAGUUAAGAAAACUAUACCUUGAUAGUAAGAGAUCAAAGAUUACUAAAAAAUUCAUUUCUAGAGGUGGUGCUUCAACGUCGUCAUCAUCAACACGAAUCCUUUUAAAUAACAAAGAGAAUUUAACUCUCAAUUUUUCAAACACAACCUUUCCUACCGAAUCUUCAACUGUUAUAAGGACAAUUGAUAAUAUUGCAAGCUCAUCAACUUUACCAUUGAAUGACUGCUAUUCUCUUAAUCCCAGAAUAACCAAUAAAUGUAACACAACUUCUUUGACCUCGGAAUUUAGCUCGAUAAAAAAGAUGUCUUCUGGAAAGCGUAGACUUAUUCAUAAACCAAUUGAAAUAGAACCCAUACCAAUGGCUGUUCUUGAUUCUGAUGAUGAAAAUCAUGUUCACGAGGUUGUGUUAGACGCCACCAAAGGUGUAUCUAAAGAUUACGUUGACCAUGGUGACCAAUCUCUUACGUGUGGUUUAUGCUUUGCAAAGUUAUGGCCAACCGAAGGUGGAAAGGGUCGCAUUACACUUCAAAAGCAAACAUAUAGCUUAUGUUAUGGAUAUGGUAAAGUUAACUUGCCUGAAUAUAAAGAUUCUGAUCCAUCUUAUCAGAUGCUUUUUCGCUGUUUAGAUCAGGAAAGCAAGUUUUUCUUAAAGAACAAAAGACGUUACAAUUCUAUGUUUUCCUUUACUUCAAUGGGAGGAAAAGUAGAUACUAAAAUAAACAAAGGUAAUGCUCCAUUUGUUUAUAGAAUCAGCGGUCAGAAUGCACAUUGUAUGGGUAGUCUUCUUCCUAAGCAUGGAGACCAGCCAAAAUUUUCACAGCUUUAUAUCUAUGAUACUGAGAAUGAGCUUGCUAAUAGAGAGUUGUUAUUCGGUGAAUCUUCAAGCAAAGCAUCUUUAAGGGCAAAGGAACUUGAUGUUAAAUUUAUAAAGUUUCUUACGAACAUGUUAGAUUCUACAAAUAUGUUGGUUAAAACUUACAGGAUGAGAGAUCGGGACAGUAGGACUUACAAUUUACCUACGUGUUCUGAAGUUGUUGCUUUAAUAGUUGAUGAACCUGAUCUCAAGAUAGAAAGCCGUGAUAUUAUUGUCGAAAAGCGUUUGGGAGUUCUUAAGAGUAUUAGCGAGUUACAUCCUUUAUCUUACUCUACAAUAUCCAAUUCUUUUUCCGUAUGGAGACGAUUGCUAUAG
Helianthus annuus (common sunflower) is the source of this 3630-nucleotide messenger RNA. RefSeq lists its product as uncharacterized. NCBI's taxonomy places the organism in Eukaryota, Viridiplantae, Streptophyta, Magnoliopsida, Asterales, Asteraceae. The transcript is spliced from 26 exons. Bases 1 to 3630 code for a protein of 1209 amino acids. The record is from RefSeq and is a predicted model, not a curated record.